AAAGACAAAAUUCAAAGAAAGAUCUGAGGAAACAGCUUUUCUGGUUCCUGUUCUGGGGUGGUUAUAGCUGAAAUCUCACCACGCAUCCGUGUGCUGGGAUGAGCCCCGGGGGAAUUCCAGAUGAUUAAAAAGUGUUUUAAUAGUGUUGUUGCUCUUCCCAAAAGGGAAUAAGAUGACCUGGUAGCUACAGGUUGAUUGGCUUGAUAGCAUCCCCCCAGGGAGAAGAGGGAGAAACCUGGCUCGGGCUUGAAUUGAUUAAAGACUUCAACACCAGGAAUAAAUUCUUGCCAUCCAACGUGGCUGUAUGGAAAAUAACUCCUGGCAAAUAGAAAUCAUUUCAGUCUCCAACACGAGAGGUGACUCUCUGGCUGUAAUACACUUCGGAGGAGCAGUUGAGUUAUGGGAGGUGAUAUUCUUGUAAAAAUCUGCACUUUUCCAGUAUUAAAAAAGUCAAUCCAGUCCAGUAUUUAGAGCUGACAUUGCACAGUGUCAAGAAAGCUGGUAUUAAAUAAACGUGGUCCAUUUCUAAGGCAGUUAUCAGGGAGAUUAUCACUGCUGGGCGCUGGUAACAUGGACUCGGUGUUUUUAUCACUAAUCUAGAAGAAAGGAGAUGGAAAUGAUUUCUGGAAAAACCUGGAUCUGACCCACAGCAGCUGAGUGUUAAUGGUUUGUACAAAUCUGGGUGGUAAGCUGAGUGAGAGAAAGGCAUCCUAGCUGGAGCAGAAUGGAACAUGGAAAUCUUUUACACCCAAAAAUAAUAACUGUGGCUGUACGUGGUUUCCUGUCCCUAAUCUGGAUGGUAAAUUUUCAGCUGGAGCUGCUUGCAGAUGCUGGGAGAGGCAGCACAGGGGCUCACCAGGCAGCAGUCUGUCCCCAUUUCUGCACUGGAGAAUCGAAAAUUUUCAGGGUAAUGUGAAAUUUGGCUCUGGGGAACAAAACAAAUAGCAGUUAUUUGCAUUUCUGGUCAGAACCAAAUUUGGGCUUAGGGCAGCCAAAUCCAAACUUUCCUUCUCAGCAGAGGAAAUGUGGAGUCCGAGGGACUAAGGGGCUGCAGAAAGGGUCUUACAGGUGGACAGGAGGGGGCCAUCCAGUGAGUUCACUCAUAAAUCAAAUCAAAGAGGAAAGAGGAGGGCUUGGCAAAAGCACCUAAAUGCUCUCGCAGAGGAGAAAAUACGUGGUAGCCAAAAGCUUGUUAAAUGAGCAGAGAAAAGAUGGCAAGAAUCAAUGUCUGGCAGCUGAGGGCAGACACAUUGGAAAUAAGGCAUAAAUAUUUUACCAGGAGGAGUAAAUCAUUGGAAGAAACGUGGAGCAGCAGAGGUGGGGGCAGCACCUCUCUGCCUUUGGCAUCACGACCCGCAGAGUUUCUCCCAGAGCCCCAAGGCUGGGCCAGCAAGAGGGACUGGAUGGAACCACAUCAAGGCCCUGAUUAGGUGAUUUAAUUAGAGGAUGAUGCAUUUAUCUUUAAUCACGGUGGAGCCAUGGAAAAGAGAAGCUCUUGUGCCCUGAUGGCUCUCCUGGAGGAACACCCACGAAAUCCCUGGUGGCACUUGGCAGGUGCCUCUUUUAGCUUUGUCUCUGGCCACCAGUGGUUGUGUUCUCACAGAUCUGUGGUGGGAAGGCGAGGGGACAGUGCUUGGUGGCUCUUCUUGAUGCCCAGCAAAACAGACUGAGAUUCAGGGAAGCAGAUCUCAGUGAGCAUCCCAGCACGCUGUGGCUGCUGGGGGAAGGAGCUGCUCCAGGGCUUGCUUGGCCACCCGUGGGUCAGAGCAUCCCCAGCCUGGCAUCCUUGGGGACACAUGGGCUUAGGAGAAAGAGAUAAAGGUCAGGGGGCUGUUGCUGGUUCCAUCUCCUCUCGUUCUCCUUUCCUUUCCUUCCUCCUGCUGUUCUCUCCUGGUCUCCCAUGCGAUGGGGUAGGUGCUGUUGGUUAUAGGGGGUAUAGAUGUGGUUCAGUAGCCCCCAUGCAAACAUCAGGACCGUGUUGCAGAACCUCUGAGCCUUCCAAACCCACCACACUGCGAGCAGCUGAUGUCCAUGAGCAGCCCGGGACCUCUCCUCCUCUUCCUCUCCCAGAAACGUGACAGACGCCUGCCCAGGAUGAUGCACAACGAAGGGCAAAGCUUGUUUUGAGAAGGAGGAUGAAUGGAAGGGAAAAAGGCACGUGAGAAGGAUGGCAAGCUGUGCUUCAUGACGACCUCCCGCACCAUGUUUUAUGGGCCGUCCUCCACCAUGGCUCCGCCGUCCAAGAACCGGCUGAAGCGCCAGAGCCGCCUCUUCUCCCAGGUCCUGUACCGCACCCUGAGCUACAAGGACCGCGGCUCGGCCCCGCCAGCGGCCGCCGAGGACGACCCGGCCGAGCUCUCCACGCAGCUCUCGGCCCCCGGCAUCCUGAAAAUCUUCGGGGGCAACAUCUGCGCGGGCACCAACUACAAGAGCGUGCUGGUGACGGGCAGCUCGGGCGCGCGGGAGCUGGUGAAGGAGGCCCUGGAGCGCUACGGGCUGAGCCAGCUCAGCGCCGGGCAGUACGCGCUCUGCGACGUCAUCGGCCGCUUCCAGGGCCCCGAGAAGCAGUGGCAGACGGAGGGGCUCAGGGUCCUGGGUGACCACGAGAAGCCGCUGCUCAUCCAGGACCUCUGGAAGCCCAGGGAGGGCUUCUCGCGCCGGCUGGAGCUGCGCAGGAGGGCGGAGGUGGAGGAGAUGGCGGCCAGGGAUGUGGACACCACCACUGCAGGCAUCAACGCCCAGGCGCGGAAGCUGCAGCGGCACCGGGCGCGGGGGGCCCGGCGGGCGGCGGGGGCUGAGCGGCGCGGGCCCCCCCCGGCCCUGCGGCGCAGCCUCAGCGAGACCAGCCUGGGGACCCCGGCGCGGCGGGCGGGCAGCGGGGCCGGGGCCGGCGGCGGGGCCGGGGCCCGGCUCCAGCGGCACUGCUCCACCCUGCCCGGCAGCCCGGCGGCGGCGCGGAGCGGCGGCAGCAGCAUGCGGUACUCCCUCUACCAGUCCCCGCACCUCCUGCUCCUGCAGGGCUACAGCCAGCAGCAUGACAGCCUGGUUUACCUGCUGAACCGCGAGCAGCACACGGUGGGCCAGAGGACACAGGCGAGCAAGCCCAGCAUCAGCCUGUCCGCCCCCGACAUCCUGCCCCUGCACUGCACCAUCAGGAAGCUCCGACCUUCCCGGCACCGCUCGGAGGAGAAGCUGGUGCUGGAGCCCAUCGCCGGCGCCGGCAUCUCUGUCAACUUCGCCGAGGUGGCCCGGACGGUGGUGCUGCGGCACGGGGACCUGCUGUCCCUCGGCCUCUACUACCUGCUCCUCUACAAGGACCCCAUGAAGGCGCAGCCGCUGCCGGCGCAGACCCUGCUGAGGCUGCGAGCCCUGCGCCCCGAGGCUCCCCACGUGUGCGGGGCGUGCGGCAGCCUGCUGAAGGAGAAGGACAGAAAGCGGGGCUCGUCGCCCGCCGGUGGCCCCAGGACGCCCCGCAGGAAGCUGCAGCUGGAGUUCGAGCCGGCGGCCGAGGACGUGCUCCUGCGGCGCAUCAUGACCCUGAUCGAGCCCGGAGGGGAUGACCACAAGCUGACACCCGCCUUCCUGCUCUGCCUCUGCAUCCAGCACUCGGCCACCAACUUUGAGCCGGGAGACUUCGGGCAGCUGCUGCUCAAAGCGGCCAAAAUGAUCCAGAGGACGGUGUGGGAGCGGACGCGGGAGCUGGCUGAAAAGCAAUCCCAGCACCAGGACCCUGCCACCCUGUCCCGCUUCACCAUCACAGACCUUCUCCCAGACCUGCAGCACAUCAUCUUCUGGAUGGCCAAUGCCAUCGAGAUCCUCUACUUUGUCCAGCAGAAAUCACCCACCUACAUCCAGAGCAUGGAGGAAGAGCUGGACAUCAAAGGCUCCAAGGAGUCUCUGUUCUCCUCGACCAUCACGGCCAGCGAGGAGGCGAUGACGGUGCUGGAGGAGGUGAUCAUGUACACCUUCCAGCAGUGCGUCUACUACAUCUCCAAGUGUCUGUACGUGUCGCUCCCUGCCCUGCUGGAGUGCAACCCCUUCCAGAGUGAGUGCCGGGAGGGCUGGCGGGGAGCCCCGCCUCUGCCCGAGGAGCUCCGCAGGGUCGUGCUCAUCUACCAGGCUGUGCUGGACCUGCUCCACCAGUACGAAGUGCACCCCGAGAUCACCUCCCAGAUGUUCGCCUACCUCUUCUUCUUCUCCAACACCCUGCUCUUCAACCAGCUCCUGGAUAAGGGCUCCUCUCUGGGCUGCUACCACUGGUCUCAGGGGGUGAAGCUGCGGGCCAGCGUGCGGCUGCUCCUGGAAUGGCUGCACGGCGCCGGCUUCGAGCAGCUCGCCCAGCAGUUCUUCGCCAAACUGGCCAGCGUGGCCAACCUGCUGGCCAUGCCCGGCUCCCAGCUGGUGCAGAUGACCUGGCCAUCCCUGCGAGCCGAGUUCCCAGCGCUGAGCCCCGCGCAGCUGCACCGGGUGCUGAGCCAGUGCCAGGCAGUGAUGGACGUGGGCUGCAUCUCAGCGUGGCAGCCCAGUGAGGAGGAGAGCCCAGCCACCUUCCAGCCUGAUGAGGUGCUGGAGUCCUUUGACAAUCACCCACCCAUCAUCCUGCCCAGUGGAGGCUUCAAAGUGGACCUGGAGGUGGAGACGUUGGACGACAACAUCUACAGACACCUCCUUUACAUCCGCCACUUCCUCUGGAGCCUGCAGAGCAGGAGCCCCCACACCAGCGAGGGGCCGGGCUCUGCACUCCCAAAGAAAGAGGCAUGCCCGACGCCGGAGGUGCUGGAGGUGAGCGAGGGCCCGGCGGCCGCCCUGGGCAGCAGCAUUGCCCAGGAGGAUUAUUGCUCCCUGGGGGGCUGUGCCGAGCCCCAGGGGAACCCCCAGCUGUGCCUGGCCACCAGCACCUGCCCCUGCGAGCCCCCCGCCGGCGAGCCCCAGCUCCAGGAGAAGCUCCAGCAGCUGCAGCUGGGCAGGAGCCCGGUUCCCAAGGGUGGCACGGUGCCCCCAGACCCCUCCUGCCUGCUGACACCACCCACCACCCCCCUGAACUUCGACUCCGGGAGCCCGGAGUCACCGCAGGGCACCGGCAAAGGGCUGCAGGACGCGCGGAGGAACGGGAUGAACGGCACCAAAGGCAGCACCCCCGAAGGCUGCUCGCCGACCCCCUAUGAUUACCCCACGCCGGAGUCUUCCAGCCGCAGCUCUGCCACCGACGACUUCUGCUACGUCUUCGUGGUGGAGCUGGAGAGGGGACCCAUCGGGCUGGGCAUGGGGCUGAUCGACGGCGUGCACACCCCUCUCUGCUCCCCGGGGAUCUACAUCCGCACCCUGAUCGAGGACAGCCCCGCAGCCGCCGACGGCAGGCUCUCCAUCGGGGACCGCAUCCUGGCUGUCAACGGCACCAGCCUCAUCGGGGCAGACUACCAGAGUGCCGUGGACCUCAUCCGCUCCGGGGGGAAAAAGCUGCGGUUUCUGGUUGCCAAGUCGGACAUUGAAAUAGCCAAAAAGAUCAGUUCCAGCUCCUCUUCCUCCUAGUCCUUGUGGUACAAGGAUCCUGCAGCAGCUUGUGGCUACAGCUCUGGUUAAGGCUGACCUCAGGGAGCCUGGAGUGCAAGAGGGAGGACCAGGACUCCACAACAGCCCUCGUGCUUCUGGACACUUUGCCCCUGCACUGCAGCAGAUGAAAGGACAUGCAAGGAUGGUGCAAUGCUUCUCCCACUGCACUGGCUGGGAGCAUCAUUCCUGAUCCAUUGCCCAGCCUCACCUUAUACCCAGCCAUCCUUCUCAGGAGCUUUCCUGUUCUGUCCCCUCUGGCAGGGGGAGGGAAGGGAAUGCUCCCACCACGAGGACUUGUAGGCAGGCUCCUCUGUUCCUCUAGGCUGGCAGCCCUGUGUGAUAUCUUAUGCUGGCAGGCAGAAGGCUUGAAAUGCCUUUGGGUUUUGAAGAGAACAUGUGAGGCAGGCCUGGGUUUCACUGUGGCAGCGGCCACCUGAGGUGCUGGCACAUCAGGCUGGAAAAGCGUGCCCAGCUCUGGGGGUGGUGAAGGCAGCACAAGCACCCAGGAGUGGGAUUCCACACAGGAUGCAUCGCCAGGAGUUAAUCCCCCUGGUGCCAUACACUAGCUCAGGUGCCUUUUGGCUGCUGGGCUACAGCCCUGCCUCAGGAUGGGAAGCAGCUACAGCAAAGGGCUGACACCACCAGCAGCUCCUGAGUCCCAGGGAGAGCUCCCUGCAGAGAAGGACUCCCUUGCCCUUUGCUGCAGAUUUACUGCCCAGCUCGGGCACCACGAUCGUGGCUGAAGGCCGCCAGGACUGAUGGCAGAAUGUUCCCAGCACAGAGGAUUGGUGCCACCAGGAAGCCGAGGGAGCCCAGCAGCACUCGGCACUGACAGCAGCCCAGGCAGACAAACGACAGCCCAGCACCACGUCCUGCUCCUGCUCCAGCUUCACCAGCCCAUUGCAAGGCUGCUCUGUUUCGCACCCUGCUCGGAGCAUCUCCCGGGUGUGUGCUGCUGAAACGCCGACAGGUGGUGAUGGAC
Molecule: messenger RNA, 6532 nt
Organism: Motacilla alba alba
Lineage: Eukaryota; Metazoa; Chordata; Aves; Passeriformes; Motacillidae
Gene: RADIL
Product: Rap associating with DIL domain
Exons: 15
Coding region: 2140-5529 (1129 amino acids)
Biological process (GO): substrate adhesion-dependent cell spreading; neural crest cell migration; signal transduction
Cellular component (GO): microtubule
Molecular function (GO): GTPase binding
Source: RefSeq, a predicted model, not a curated record